Molecule: messenger RNA, 3366 nt
Organism: Cokeromyces recurvatus
Lineage: Eukaryota; Fungi; Mucoromycota; Mucoromycetes; Mucorales; Mucoraceae
Product: membrane dipeptidase-domain-containing protein
Exons: 10
Coding region: 75-3146 (1023 amino acids)
Biological process (GO): proteolysis; long-chain fatty acid metabolic process; long-chain fatty-acyl-CoA metabolic process
Cellular component (GO): lipid droplet; plasma membrane; endoplasmic reticulum
Molecular function (GO): metallodipeptidase activity; long-chain fatty acid-CoA ligase activity
Source: RefSeq, a predicted model, not a curated record
GUUUUUAGUUUUUUAGUUUUCUUUACUACUACUACUACUACUACUGGUCUUUUUUUUUUUUUACAAUAAAGAAGAUGGAAUAUAUUACAAACCUUUUCCUUCAAGAUAUUUCUAAUCCAACAAUAGAAUAUGAUGGUCAAAAUCAUAUUUUUCGUCAUCGUCAAGCAGAACAUGGAUUUAUUGAUACGCCCCUUUUCCCAAAGUUAAGAAAGGAGGAGUGUACGAUUGAUCAACUUUGGGGACAAACUGUAAAUGCUAAUAUGCAUAAACCUGUCUUUGGUUAUCGUCCACUUAAAAAUAUUUACUACAAGGAAUCUAAAUCUUCUCCUAAUGAAGGUAAACCUAAAAAAUGGUCUUAUUUUGAACUUGGUGAUUAUGAAUGGAUGAGUUAUCGUGAAGCAAAUGAAAAAAUUCAAAAAAUUGCUUCCAUUCUUCAACGUCAUGGUCUUCAACAUGGUGAUAUUGUCAUCUUAUUCUCUAAGACAAGAGCUGAAUGGAUGAUGACUGCUUUAGCUUGUUUGACCCUUGGAUUAGUGAUUACUACAGCCUAUGAUUCAAUGCCCGCUGAUUCAAUCAAUCAUAUCAUUAAAGAAACUGAAGCAAAGGCCAUUUUUACUGAGACUUCUUUAUUUAAAACUUUAAAUAAAGCCUAUGAAAAACUUGAAAAGAAGGAUCAACCAAAAUUUGUCUUUUAUGCUGGUCAUGAAUUUGAAGCACCAGAGGAAGUUCAAAAAUUCAAAAAUGGGAAAGCAGAUGAAGUGAAUAUGGUUCAUAUUGAUACUAUCAUCACAGAUAAGAAUCAAGAACAAGUUCAAGUUCAAGUUGAUGAGAAGCCUCAACCUAAUGAUCUUGCCUUAAUUAUGUAUACAUCUGGUUCUACAGGUGCUCCUAAGGGUGUUGAAUUAACACAUGCUAAUAUUAUUGCAGCCAUUGGUUCAGCAGAAUAUUUGGUCAUUGAUUUUUUGAAAUUUGGAAAUCAUUCUUAUAUUGGCUUUUUACCUCUUGCUCAUGUAUUGGAAUUCUUGGUUGAAUUGAUCAUGAUUUCAUUUACUAUCCCUAUUGGCUAUGGUAGUAUACGUACCUUGAUGAAUGACUUUGUCUGUGGUCCUGAUGGUAAAGGUAAAGGAGAAGGUGAUCUUAAGGCAUUAAAGCCUACCAUUAUGGCAGGUGUUCCUGCUGUUUGGGAAAAGAUCAAAAAGGGGAUUGAUGCUCAAUUAAAUAAACAGCAUUGGGCAGUUAAAAAAGUAUUUGAAGCUGCUAUCGAAAUGAAAUGGAAAAUGUUAAACUUCUUUGGUAAACCAAAUUCUAUCACUAAUUUAUACGAUUCUAUUAUCUUUGGUGCUAUUCGUGAUGUCACGGGUGGACGUUUACAAUAUGGUCUCUCGGGUGGUGCUCCUGUAUCAUUUGAAACACAAAAAUUUAUUACAUCCACUUUAUGCUACAUGCUUCAAGGUUAUGGCUUAACUGAAUGCUGUGGUUUGGGUGCUGUUACACUUCCAAGUUUAGGUAUAACUACAGGUGUCAUCGGUCCUCCUUCUCCUUCUAUUGAAUUUCGCUUCGUUGAUGUUCCUGAUACAGAUUAUAAAGCUGAAAAUAAUGUGGGUGAACUCUGGCUUCGAGGCCCCUCACUUCUCAGGGGCUACUAUAAGAGACCUGAUCUUACAAACGAAGCCAUCACGCCAGAUGGUUGGUUCAAGACAGGUGAUAUUGCAAUUUUAAAACCUGAUGGCACCUUUGCAAUUACAGACAGAGCCAAAAAUUUAGUCAAACUAGCUCAUGGUGAAUAUGUUGCUCUUGAAAACUUGGAAUCGAAAUAUCGUAAUUGCAGUAGCAUUAAAAAUAUUUGUCUGAUCGCCGACAGUAAUAAAUCCUAUAUUGUGGGUGUCGUUGAACCUGUAGACAAUAAUGCUGACAAGGAGACGAUCCUUAAAGACCUUCAACAAUCAGCUACCUCAAGUGGUUGCAGUCGAGUCGAGAUUGUUAAAGAUAUUGUCGUUACUCGUAAUAAGGAUUGGUUAAAGGAAUACAUGACCACCACUGGAAAAGUUAAGCCUUUUGAUGGUUUAGCUGAACAAGCUCCUUUUAGUACACGAUUUUACAAGAAACAAGAUGCAAUUGACCAUGCUCAUAAAUUACUUGGUCAUAACCCAGUGAUUGAUACACAUAAUGAUCUGCCAUUACAUUUAGCUUUUGUUUAUAAUGGUAAAAUCAAUCACUUGAAUUUUACACAUUUUGAUUGGGGACAUACAGAUAUUGAACGUCUUCGUCGAGGACAAGUUGGAGGCGAAUUUUGGAGUAUUUAUUAUGAAUGCGAAGAUAGCAAGGCAAAUCAAGUGUUAAAAGCGAUGGAGAAUAUCGAUGUGAUUAAGCGCAUGAUUAAUUUGUAUCCCGACACUUUCCAUCUAGCAGUUCAUCCAAAGGAGUUCCAACGUGCUAUGCGACGUGGAAAGAUUGCGUCAGCUAUGGGUAUUGAGGGUGGUCAGAUGAUUGCCAACUCGAUGGUAGCACUUCGACAGUUGUAUGAAGCCGGUGCACGAUACAUGACCUUGACACAUAAUUCCUUUGAAAAGGGAUUAGGUUUAACAGAGUUUGGUAAGGAGAUUGUACGUGAGAUGAACAGGCUUGGGAUGAUGGUCGAUAUCUCACAUGUGGCUCAUUCUACGAUGCAUGCCGUUCUGAACGUAACUCGUGCGCCCGUCUUAUUUUCUCAUUCAUCUAGCCAUGCGCUUUGUCCUAUCGAACGCAACGUGCCCGAUGCAGUUCUAAAACGUUUACAUGAAACAGAUGGCGUUGUGAUGGUCAAUUUUUACAAUGCCUUCGUUCAAUGUACUGAUCCAACCAGGAAAGCUACAUUAAGUGAUGUUGCGGAUCAUAUUGAGCAUAUUGCGGCUGUUGCAGGUCAUGAUCGUGUCGGUUUAGGUGCUGAUUACAAUGGUAUCGAAGAAACUCCAGUUGGCCUCGAAGAUGUGUCGAAAUAUCCUGAUCUCUUUGCAGAGCUGAUCCGUCGAGGUUGGUCUGAUGAUGAUUUGAUCGGUUUGGCGGGCAAAAAUUUUCUACGUGUAUGGAAGAAAGUAGAAUUAGUCAAAAGAAAAUUAGCUAAACUUGGAGAAUUGCCUUCAGAAAGUAGAAUUGAAGAUUAUAAUUAAGCAAGGAAAAAAAAUAUAUAUAUGUAUAUAUAUAUAUGUAUAUAUGUAUAUAGGAAAAUUAUACAUUAUCCUUGACUUUCCUUCAUUCCUUCCUCCCUCUCUCCUUUUUUUUUUUCCUUUUGGUUAUUAUUAUCAUUCAUGUUUAAAAUGUAGUAAUUAUUAUUUUUUACACUAGUUAGUGGUAGUGGGAUAUAUUUAAAGUAAAGAAUUUAAAAAAACA